AUGGCUACUAGGAUCGAUGGUGAUGCUCCUCAAAAACCCAAACAGCAGUACGAACAUUUGGACCACACUGCUGAUGUCCAAAUUCAUGCGUGGGGCAAAGAUAUAAAGGAGGCUUUUGAACAAGCUGCAAUGGCAAUGUUUUCUUACAUGACUACGGACUAUGAUAAAAUCGAUAUGAAAUACACCUAUGAAAUUGAAGCCGAAGGUACUGAUAUGGAGAAUCUUCUGUUUAGUUUUCUCGAUGAAUGGCUUUUCGCAUUUUCUGCUGAUGAUUUCUUUUUCCCCAGGAUAAUUAAAAUAACUGAUUUCGAUGCAAAUAACUUUCGAAUUAAGUCUGUUGGCUAUGGAGAACCUUUCGAUUUGAACAAACAUCCACAGGGUACAGAGGUUAAAGCCAUAACCUACUCCAACAUGCAAAUCCACAACAAGGACGACAUGCAUGAGGUCUUCGUCAUUAUCGAUAUAUAA
Molecule: messenger RNA, 468 nt
Organism: Rodentolepis nana
Lineage: Eukaryota; Metazoa; Platyhelminthes; Cestoda; Cyclophyllidea; Hymenolepididae
Source: the annotation of a GenBank genome assembly